AUGGCCGCGGACAAGAUCACGAACUGGGUAGCGCCCAACGACAAAACGGGCGAGUUCAAGAGAGGGCAAUCACAAUUCCGCAACUUCAUCAAGAAAGGUGGCGAGUUUCCCCCAGAGAAAGGCCGAUACCACCUCUAUGUCUCCUAUGCCUGUCCCUGGGCACACCGUACGCUUAUCGUGCGCCAACUCAAAGGCCUCGAGGAUAUCAUACCAUAUACCAGUGUUCAUUGGCAUAUGCAGGAGAAAGGUUGGCGAUUCGCGACACCAGAGGAUACAGAUGCGCCGGGCGAGAACGUAACGCCGGACCCGGUGAACAAAUUUACGCAUCUGAGAGAUAUUUACUUCUCUGUGGAUCCUGAGUAUAAGGGGCGGUUCACGGUGCCGACGCUGUACGAUGUUAAGCAGAAGAAGAUUGUCAGCAAUGAGAGCAGUGAGAUUAUUCGGAUGUUCUACACUGAGUUUGAUGAUCUCCUCCCGGAGAAAUACAAGAACGUCAACCUGUUCCCGGAGAACCUGCAGAAGCAAAUCGAGGAAACGAACGAAUGGACGUACAACGAUAUAAACAACGGGGUGUACCGCUCCGGAUUCGCCACGACUCAAGAAGCCCACGAGAAGGCCGUGGUGCCCCUCUUCAAAUCCCUCGACAGAAUAGAGAAACAUUUCGCGGAGUCGAAAGAGGGUCCGUAUUACUACGGGAAGGAGAUCACGGAGGCUGACAUCAGGCUCUACCCCACGCUGAUCCGAUUUGACCCUGUUUACGUGCAGCAUUUCAAGACGAAUAUCAGGGAUAUCCGCAGCGGAUACCCGCAUAUCCAUAAAUGGCUAAGACACUUGUAUUGGAAUGUCCCAGCCUUCAAAGACACGACCGAGUUUACGCAUAUCAUGCGGCAUUAUACCAAGAGCCACACCCAGAUCAACCCCUUCAGCAUCACUCCCGUCGGUCCCCAACCCCCGAUCCUGCGGGAGGACGAGGAAGUCCCGGCCGUAGCGUAUGCGUUGGCGCAGAGAAACUCGAAGUAG
Molecule: messenger RNA, 1020 nt
Organism: Amorphotheca resinae ATCC 22711
Lineage: Eukaryota; Fungi; Ascomycota; Leotiomycetes; Helotiales; Amorphothecaceae
Exons: 6
Coding region: 1-1020 (339 amino acids)
Cellular component (GO): cytoplasm
Molecular function (GO): glutathione transferase activity
Source: RefSeq, a predicted model, not a curated record